CUCAUGAGAGAAGCCUCAUUGUUCCAGUAGUAUAAGUUGCUUGCACUAAAGAAUCAAUUAACGAGCCAUAUGAUUAUUCACUCAGGAGAGAAAUCUCAUGUGUGCGAGGUGUGUAAUGUAUCAUUUAGACACAAGAACGUUUUAAAAAAUCAUAUGCUUACUCACACAGGAGAACAACCUUACAUAUGUGAAGUAUGUAGAGAAAAAUUUAAGUGGAAGAAUUGUUUAAAAAACCAUAUGCAUAUUCACACAGGCGAGAAAUCUCAUGUGUGCAAGGUAUGUAACAAAUCAUUUAGUCUUAAACAGUAUUUGAAAAACCACAUGCAUAGAAACCCCAUAUGUGUGAAGUGUGUAACAGGUCAUUUCGUCAAAAAUUGUUUUAAAGAGGCAUAUGCUUAUUCACAGAAGAGAAACCUUAUGUGUGUGAGCUGUGUAGCAAGACAUGUAGACAAAAGAGUGAUUUAAGCAACCAUAUGCUAAUUCACAUAAAAAAGGAACCUCAUGUGUGUAACGUAUGUAGGAAAUCAUUUGCAUUAAAGUCUCAAUUAACGAGCCAUAUGUUUAUUCACUCAGAGAAAUCUCAUGUGUGCAAGGUGUGUAACGGGUCAUUUAGACUAAAGGAUGCUUUAAACAAGCAUAUGCGUACUCAUACAGUGGGAAAACCUCACAUAUGUGAAGUAUGCAGCUUAAAAUGUAAGUAUAAGUCUGGUUUAAAAAUACAUAUGCCUAUUCACACAGGGGAGAAACCUCAUAUGUGUGAGGUAUGUAACAAAUCCUUUAGACGUAAAUAUAGUUUGAAAACUCAUAUACUUAUUCACACAGGAGAGGCAUUUCAUGUGUGUGAGGUAUGUAGUAAAUCAUUUACAGCAAAGGUUUUUUUAAACAAGCACAUGCUUAUUCACGCAGGAGAGAAACCUUAUGUUUGUGAGAUAUGUAGUAAAUCAUUUAGAGUAAAGGGUAAUUUAAGCAAACAUAUGCUUAUUCACACAGGAGAGAAACCUUAUGUGUGUGAGAUAUGUAGUAAGUCAUUUAGACUAAUGGAUAAAUUAAAGAAGCAUAUACUUAUUCAUACAGGAGAAAAACCUCACAUGUGUAAAGUAUGUAACAAAUCCUUUAGUCGUAAAGAUCAUUUGAAAGACCAUCUGUAUAUUCACACAGGAAAAAAACUUCAUAUGUGUGAAGUAUGUAGCAAAUCUUUUAAGCGUAAAGAUCAUUUGAAAAACCAUCUGCUUAUCCACACAAGAAAAAAACUUCACGUGUGAGAGAUAUAUAACAGGUCAUUCGCUGAAAAGUGUCGGGUGUAUGGCCAUAUGCUAGCGUGCAUGGGAGGUAACAUCUCUUUUACCUGAAAGAUGAACUUAAAAUUACUGUAUGCUUAUUUACAGAUGUAAGAAAUCUGAUGUGAAGCAACUCAUUUAGAGAGAACAUUUCCUUAAACAAGCAUAUGUUUUUUCACAGAGGAGGGAAACACCAUGAGUUACGUGUGUAACUAAUCACUUGGAUGAAAAAGUGUUUGAAUUUACAUAUCCAUAGAGAAUAGAAUGCUUUUGUCUUUUGUGGAAAUGUUAGAUGAAAAAGGGCCUGCACUGCUCUGCAUAAUAAGGCUUGUUCACGCAGCCAAGAAAUGUCUCUGUACAAGAUGAGUUUAAUCUGUCAUUUUAUCGUAAUAAAUCAUUUAUUCAUUUCAACAAGAAAAA
This is a messenger RNA of Stegodyphus dumicola, 1697 nucleotides long. RefSeq lists its product as uncharacterized. The record is from RefSeq and is a predicted model, not a curated record. NCBI's taxonomy places the organism in Eukaryota, Metazoa, Arthropoda, Arachnida, Araneae, Eresidae.